Messenger RNA from Anarrhichthys ocellatus (wolf-eel), 598 nucleotides. It is a transcript of the gene dpy30, whose product is annotated as dpy-30 histone methyltransferase complex regulatory subunit. The coding region runs from base 227 to 508 and encodes 93 amino acids. Gene Ontology annotation, cellular component: Set1C/COMPASS complex. The transcript has 4 exons. The record is from RefSeq and is a predicted model, not a curated record. NCBI's taxonomy places the organism in Eukaryota, Metazoa, Chordata, Actinopteri, Perciformes, Anarhichadidae.
UUGAACCGGACGGCGUGUUCUCUGCUGCUAACGUUUUUAUCGAAUAGCAGAUACAACAUCUGAUUGUGGAUGUAUGUAUGUAUGUGUAUAUAUAGGUCUGGUGAGGAGACGCUGCUCCUCACCAGACCUCCUCUCAUUAAAUGAUUAUAUAACUUCUCCAUCAACAGAGGUCUAAAGGUUCAAAGCGUCUCUUUGUCUUUCAGAUCACACAGACGCAGAUACGUCCAUGGAGGGACACACUCCCGUGUCUGAAAACCCUCACGCAGAGUACGGACUGACGGAGAACAUCCAGAGGACGGUGGAGAACGAGAAGGCGGGCUCGGAGAAGAUCUCGAAGCAGAAGGUGGACCUGCAGGCGCUGCCGACCCGAGCGUACCUGGACCAGACCGUGGUCCCGAUCCUGCUGCAGGGUCUGUCGCUGCUCGCCAAGGACAGACCUCCGAACCCCAUCGAGUACCUGGCAGCGUUCCUGCUGAAGAACAAAUCCCAGUUUGAAGAGAGGAAUUAAACUGUGAAGUCAUUUCAUUCAGUAGAAACUACACUGUUGUUGUUGUUGUUUUUGUUUUUUAUUAACCAGAAUAAACAUGUUGACGUGAAA